AAGUAAACAGGUCAUGGCACGCUUAACGAAGAGACGACAGGCAGAUACAAAGGCUAUCCAGCAUCUUUGGGCAGCUAUAGAAAUAAUCCGGAACCAGAAGCAAAUUGCUAACAUUGACCGUAUUACAAAGUAUAUGUCUCGAGUCCAUGGUAUGCAUCCAAAAGAAACCACACGUCAGCUGAGUUUAGCAGUCAAGGAUGGUCUUAUUGUUGAAACCCUGACGGUGGGGUGUAAAGGGUCAAAAGCUGGUAUUGAACAAGAAGGAUAUUGGUUGCCAGGAGAUGAGAUUGCCUACGGUAUGCAGCCUUUUUCCCAGACAGCAGCAAAAAACAAGGACUGGGAAACAGAAAAUCAUGACUGGUAUUGUUUUGAAUGCCAUUUGCCUGGAGAGGUGUUGAUAUGUGACCUGUGUUUUCGUGUGUAUCAUUCCAAGUGUUUGUCUGAUGAGUUCAGGCUUAGAGACAGCAGUAGUCACUGGCAGUGCCCAGUUUGCAGGAGUAUCAAGAAGAAAAACACAAGUAAACAGGAGAUGAGCACAUACCUGCGAUUUAUAGUCUCUCGUAUGAAGGAGCGGGCUAUAGAUCUAAACAAGAAAGGGAAGGACAACAAACACCCAAUGUAUAGAAGGCUGGUGCACUCAGCUGUUGAUGUUCCUACUAUACAGGAGAAAGUAAAUGAAGGAAAGUACAGGAGUUACGAGGAGUUCAAAGCAGACGCUCAGCUGCUUCUACACAACACGGUGAUUUUCUACGGAGCGGACAGUGAACAAGCUGAUAUCGCGAGGAUGCUUUACAAAGACACAUGUCAUGAACUGGAUGAACUGCAGCUUUGCAAGAACUGUUUCUAUUUGUCAAACGCGCGACCUGACAAUUGGUUCUGCUAUCCUUGCAUACCUAAUCAUGAGUUGGUUUGGGCCAAAAUGAAAGGCUUUGGGUUUUGGCCAGCCAAAGUCAUGCAGAAAGAGGACAAUCAAGUUGAUGUUCGCUUUUUUGGCCAUCACCACCAAAGGGCCUGGAUCCCCUCUGAAAACAUUCAAGAUAUCACCGUGAACAUCCACCGGCUGCACGUGAAACGCAGUAUGGGGUGGAAGAAGGCCUGUGAUGAGCUGGAACUGCACCAGCGUUUUCUUCGUGAGGGGAGAUUCUGGAAAUCAAAGAAUGAAGAUAAAGGGGAAGAGGAGGCGGAGUCAAGUAUCUCUUCCACCAGCAAUGAGCAGCUAAAGGUUACUCAGGAACCAAGAGCAAAGAAAGGACGACGUAACCAGAGUAUGGAACUCAAGAAAGAAGAGCCAGAACCUGAAACUGAAGCAGUAAGUUCAAGCCAGGAAAUUCCCACAAUGCCUCAGCCCAUUGAAAAAGUUUCAGUCUCAACUCAGACCAAGAAGUUAAGUGCCUCUUCUCCAAAAAUGCUGCAUCGGAGCACCCAGACCAGUAAUGAUGGAGUGUGUCAGAACAUGUGCCAUGACAAAUACACCAAAAUCUUUAACGAUUUCAAGGACAGGAUGAAAGCUGAUCACAAAAGAGAAACUGAGAGAGUUGUGCGAGAGGCAGUGGAAAAGCUGCGUACAGAGAUGGAAGAAGAGAAAAGGCAGGCUGUAAAUAAAGCCGUGGCCAACGCACAAGGAGAGAUGGACAGAAAAUGUAAGCAGGUGAAGGAGAAGUGCAAAGAAGAAUUUUUAGAAGAAAUUAAGAAGCUAGCAGGCCAGCACAAGCAACUGAUUUCACAGACCAAGAAGAAGCAGUGGGUAAGUGUCAAAAAUGUAUUACAGCAGGACAAGUGGAAGUGUAACAGGGAGAUGAAAGGCACCGCUCAGGAAAUCGCCCCGCACCGCGACAGCGAUCCGGAGGACACAGGCGGCCUCUCCCCGCCUCCUCCUGAGCCGCCUUUGCGGGCGGCGGCUGAGGGCCGGCGGCGCCUUCCACAAGAUG
Eurypyga helias (sunbittern) is the source of this 1928-nucleotide messenger RNA. It is a transcript of the gene ZMYND11, whose product is annotated as zinc finger, MYND-type containing 11. The transcript has 15 exons. The annotation marks the transcript as partial. The record is from RefSeq and is a predicted model, not a curated record. Gene Ontology annotation, molecular function: DNA binding; transcription corepressor activity; protein binding. Gene Ontology annotation, biological process: regulation of transcription elongation by RNA polymerase II. NCBI's taxonomy places the organism in Eukaryota, Metazoa, Chordata, Aves, Eurypygiformes, Eurypygidae.